AUGGGAAAACGAGAAAAGCAGAAGCAGAGGCAUGGGAGGGGUCACCGUGGAAGAGGCUCCGUCAGCUAUCUUCAAGAAGACCAUGAUAUUGAUGACACUCCAAGACUCUCACCCUCGGAUGAAGAAGCUGUUGAUGACAGCAACGAGGAACAAGAAGAAGAAGAUGAUGAUGAAGCAACGAUAAAUUAUGAAAAUCAAUCACAAGAUAUGCCUUCAAAGUUCCUCCUUUACCAACAAUCUGUGCAGUCUCCUAAAGGGGACAUAAGUUAUCUGCAAAAGUUCUUUCUCAUGUACGUGGGUGGAAGGAUGCCGCUCCAUCUUCAAGAAGAUUUCUGUGGCACUGCGUUUCUCAGUACAGAAUGGCUCCGCAGUGAUUCAAGAAAGACAGCAGUAGGAUUAGAUUUGGAUCUUGAAGCACUCAAUUGGUGCAUGGAAAACAACAUACCUAAACUUGGGGCUGAUGGAUUUUCAAGAAUAUCCCUCUUUCAUGGGAAUGUCCUACAACCUCUUCAGUCUAAGCUUGUGAAAAUGGAUCCUCAGAUGCUGGUAAGCAACAUUUCACUGUCGCAGAAUGAAGAGAAUAUGCAGACUGGUGUGCCGGAAUCGGAAGAUACAACAGGCUCUGUUGCUCAAGAUGAUAAGUUUACUACGACAAAUUUAACAUUACCUGGAAGAGAUAUUGUGUGCGCUUUUAACUACAGCUGCUGUUGUCUACAUAAACGAGCAGACCUGGUUUUGUAUUUCAAGCAUGCUCGUAAUACGUUGUCAACUAAAGGUGGAAUUUUUGUGAUGGAUUUAUAUGGGGGUGCAUCUUCAGAGCACAAGUUGAGGCUUCAGAGAAGAUUUCCUAAUUUUACGUAUGUUUGGGAGCAAGCUGAAUUUGACAUUAUUCAACGGAAGACAAGGAUUAGCCUCCAUUUCCAUAUGAAGAAGGAACAAAGAAAACUUCGUCAUGCAUUUUCGUACAGCUGGCGGUUGUGGACGUUGCCUGAGAUUAGGGAUUGCCUAGAAGAGGCUGGAUUUCGAUCUGUUCACUUUUGGGUUCGAGAGAUGCCUGACAGCACUGAAAUUAUGAGAACAGAGGGAUUUGGUGCGGGAAAGAAUGUAAAAUAUGAAGAGGCAACAAGUUUUCAGCAACAAGAUUCAUGGAAUGCUUACAUAGUUGGUGUUGCAUAA
This is a messenger RNA of Sphenostylis stenocarpa, 1176 nucleotides long. Lineage: Eukaryota; Viridiplantae; Streptophyta; Magnoliopsida; Fabales; Fabaceae. The record is from the annotation of a GenBank genome assembly.